Messenger RNA from Siniperca chuatsi (mandarin fish), 5082 nucleotides. RefSeq names its product NIMA-related kinase 8 (gene nek8). Gene Ontology annotation, biological process: protein phosphorylation. Gene Ontology annotation, molecular function: ATP binding; protein kinase activity. Bases 251 to 2389 code for a protein of 712 amino acids. NCBI's taxonomy places the organism in Eukaryota, Metazoa, Chordata, Actinopteri, Centrarchiformes, Sinipercidae. The record is from RefSeq and is a predicted model, not a curated record. The transcript has 16 exons.
GGGCCCGGGUAUUGUGCAUGCUGGCGCACUUUCAGACUGUCUAAAUCUCUUCCUCUGUGACUGAAAACAUUUAUUAAAAUGUGUGUCACAGCAGUAGGCUAGUCAUUACUGUAACUUCUGUGAGCGUCCUUUUCCAGUUUGGCAUGUCUGGCAAGAGAGUUUUCCCUUCGCCUUUUUUUUUGUCCCUUGUUGCACCCUGUAGUGCUGGGGACGGGUUGCCUGGAGACGGCGGAGACGAUUGGGAUCAGCGAUGGAGAAGUAUGAGAAAAUAAAAGUUGUCGGAAGAGGAGCUUUCGGGAUCGUUCACCUGUGCCGCAGGCGCAGCGACGGGGCCUUUGUCAUCCUGAAGGAGAUCCCAGUGGAGCAGAUGUCACGAGACGAACGUCUGGCAGCUCAGAACGAGUGUCAGGUCCUGAAACUACUCAACCAUCCAAAUAUCAUAGAGUACUAUGAGAACUUCCUGGAAGACAAGGCCCUCAUGAUAGCUAUGGAGUAUGCACCAGGUGGAACCUUGGCUGAUUACAUACAGAAGCGCUGUAACUCUCUGCUGGACGAGGACACCAUCCUUCACUUCUUUGUACAGAUCUUACUUGCCCUGUACCACGUCCACAACAAACUUAUCUUGCACAGAGACCUUAAGACACAGAAUAUUCUUCUUGACAAGCACCAGAUGAUCGUCAAAAUUGGUGAUUUUGGCAUCUCCAAAAUCCUUGUCAGCAAGAGCAAAGCUUACACGGUGGUCGGGACCCCAUGCUACAUCUCCCCAGAGCUGUGUGAGGGAAAGCCGUAUAAUCAGAAGAGUGACAUCUGGGCUUUGGGCUGUGUGCUCUAUGAGCUAGCGAGCCUUAAGAGAGCCUUCGAGGCUGCUAAUCUACCCGCUCUCGUUCUGAAGAUCAUGAGCGGAACAUUUGCUCCAAUUUCAGACCGGUACAGCCCCGAGCUCCGACAGCUUAUCCUCAACAUGCUUAAUCUGGAUCCAUCCAAACGGCCUCAACUCAAUGAAAUAAUGGCUCUUCCCAUAUGCAUCAGGCCCCUGCUUAAUCUCUACACGGAUAUAGGCAAUGUCAAAAUGCGCAGGAUUGAGAAACCACUGUCUACUGUGCAUACUGGUCCUCAAGGUAGACCAGGAGGGAGAGUUCCUACUAACAGGUCCAGAGACGGAUCAGUCAGUUUGGGAUCGGGGAAGCUGCAUUCCCUCCCGCUGUCCUCGGUGUAUACGUGGGGAAGUGGAAUCUCAGCGCCUCUCCGCCUGCCGAUGCUCAACACUGAGGUGCUUCAAGUGUCUCUGGGCCGCACCCAGAAGAUGGGGGUGACCAAGUCAGGGCGUCUUAUUACAUGGGAGGAAGGAACAGCUGUGAUCUACUCUGCACUCCUGGGUCAACUUGUUGAUGCACCAUCAGUGGGGUCAGGUGAGGCCAGUCUGCCUGGUGUUGUGGAGCAGAUGCAGCCUCAGUUCAUUUCACGUUUCCUUGAGGGUCAGUCUGGAGUCACCAUCAAGUCUGUGUCCUGUGGCGAUCUUUUUACCACCUGCAUGACAGACAGGGGCAUUAUCAUGACGUUUGGAAGUGGGAGCAACGGCUGUCUAGGACAUGGUAACUUCAAUGAUGUAACGCAGCCGAAGAUAGUUGAGGCACUCCUCGGCUACGAGCUGGUUCAGGUGUCAUGUGGUGCUUCCCACGUACUCGCUGUGACCAAUGAAAGAGAAGUAUUUGCCUGGGGAAGAGGAGACAAUGGUCGCCUUGGGCUAGGCACCCAAGAUACCCACAACUCUCCACAGCAGGUGUGUUUACCUGUGGAAUUUGAGGCCCAGAGGGUGGUGUGUGGAGUUGACUGCUCCAUGAUUAUCAGCACCCAGUACAGCAUUGUGGCAUGUGGAAGCAACAGGUUCAACAAGCUCGGGCUGGAUAAAAUAACAGCUGGAGAGGAACCAAAUCCCUCGAAUCAGGUGGAAGAAGUUUAUUCUUACACUCCUGUCCAAUCAGCCCCACUCAGCAGUGAGAAGAUUGUUUACAUUGACAUUGGGACAGCCCAUUCUGUUGCUGUUACAGAAAGAGGUCAGUGUUUCACCUUUGGCAGCAACCAGCAUGGCCAGAUGGGCUGCAGUUCCCGUCGUAGCAGCCGUGUGCCCUACCCGGUGCCUGGGCUGCAGGGCAUCACCAUGGCUGCCUGUGGAGACGCUUUCACCUUAGCCAUUGGAUCUGAAGGGGAGGUGUACACCUGGGGAAAGGGGGCCCGCGGCCGCCUCGGAAGAAAAGAGGAGGAUUCUGGGAUACCGAAGGCGGUGCAGCUUGACGAGAGUCAUCCAUUCGCGGUGACAUCAGUGGCUUGUUGUCAUGGCAACACUCUGCUGGCAGUGAAACCUUUACUUGAGGAACCUGUCCCGAGAUGAUUUUGUUCUAAAAACGAACCCACUCAGCGUUCGUCAUGAAGCCCGGCGGUGGCAUGAGGUGAAGGACAGCUUUCUCUGAAUAACUCCUCCCAGAGGCCCGUCUGUGCUGCAGUUGAAAGAUUCCCUUUCAUACUGCAGCUGCGGCCUCAGACUUUCACUUGGUCUUGCUCUCUAUCUAGUUUUUCCCCCCCUCCAGGAAUGAAUGUUUAUUUCAUGCGUGGUUUGAUGUCAUGCACCUUGUGCUGCAGAAGGAGUAUCUCACAACAGGUGAGUUAAAGGAAUGUUGCAACACUGUUACUGAAGCUGGAUUACAGGAAGCCAUUAGGAAGCUUUCAUGCGGUGAGCUAUUGUCCUCUCUCACGUGCGGGGUUAGCAUGAUAAAGACCAGUAAAAGCCAAACUGGUUUGAGCUCUCCUAAGCCACUGGUGAAUGAGAUGAUACAAUUCAAAGAAAUGAAAAGAAUGAAAACCACUUGAGUGUUUAGUAACUCAUUAGUCAAAUGAACCAAACACAUUAAUCUCGAUCACGUCGUCAGUGGUCACAUUGUGUUUUAUUGGAUUAGUCCUUCAAUACAUUUGUAACUCGUUCAAACCAGAUAACGAUGUGUUGUUUAGGAUUCAACUGAACGUCUUCAAGACUUAAUGACUGUGACUGUGUCCGAAUUCACUCCCUCGUUCACUCAUUCACUGCUCCCUAUAUAAGGAACACUCAGUAGUUUUCUCUAUAGUGAGCAUUAAAUCGUGAUUUCAGACACGUAUGAAGACAUCUACAUUUUGCUUCAUCAUUUAUUAAAUGUGACAAAUGGCAUUGUGGGAUUGUUAGCAGAGAGUAGUAUACAUACCAUGUUUUUGUUCCAUUGUAAGAAUCUUUGAGGGCUUAUAAUAGUAUAUAUAAAUGUAUAUAUAAUGUAUUAUAUUUUACAUGAGAUGGUGUAUGUAUGCGUGUAUAUUGUGUAAACUGUAUUCAUGGGAUGACCAAAGACUGUUAAGAACAAAAACUGUCAAAGUGGUGGAAGAAGUACUCAGAUCUUUUACUAAGUAGUGAAAGUAGCAAUACCACAGUGUAGAAAUACUACAAGUUAAAGUCCUGCAUUCAAAAUUAGUACAAAAGUAUUAGCAUCACAGUACAAGUAAAGUACCAAAAGUAAAAGUACUCGUUAUACAGAAUGGCCCAUUUCAAGAGAAUGAAUAUUAUAUUAAUGGAUUAUAAAUGUUGAUGGAUAAUUAUUGAUGCAUUAAUGUGUGCAUCACUUGAAUGUUAUAGCUGGUAAAGAUGGAGUUAAUUUAAAUUACUUUACAUACUGCCGGGUAGGUUAAUCUAUAAUAAUACAUCAUAAUUUAUUAGUUGAUUAUAUUUUGUAUUGAUAAUCUUAAUCUGCAAAGUAAUUAGUAAUUUAAGAUGCCAAAUAAAUAUAGUAUGAAGUACCAUAUCAUGGAAAUACUGUACUUGGGUACAGUAUUGAGUAAAUGUAAAUGUUUUUGUUGUUGUUUAUUUCACACUUGCUUUGGCAAUAUAAACAUCUGUUUCCCAUGCCAAUAAAGCCCCUUUGAAUUGAAUUGAAUUUUCUGGUGUUAAAGCUUUUAUUGUCUUGAUUUAAAAAAAAAAAAAAACACUACAAGACAGAAUGAUUCUCACAAGUGUCAGAAACGAUGUUUUAACAGCAUAAAACAUGCAACCUGUGAUAUUCCCUGUGAUAAACCUUAUGUUAUAUGAGAAGGUGGUUUCACAGUGAAGAGUUCUCAACUAAGAGAUGCUGAAGUCUUCAGACAGAGACAAUCUGUUACAUCUCUGUUACCUGCUUUUUCAGAGAGCAUGAUAUUUGUAGUGGCUGCUAAUGGAUGUAAACAAAACAUUAAACAUCCGUAUCCUGACUGUGAAGGUUGACUUUAAAAUAAAACAAGUUGUACAUCACCAUCUUAAAAUUAAUAACUAACCAACAGUAAAAUGCUGGAUUUUUCAGCGACAGUCCGAUUAGCUUUGCUUUUAAUUUGCCUCCACAGUCCCCAUUAUUCUCGAUCACACAUUAAUCUGUAUAAUUUUCACACAGCUGUUAUCAGAAUUGUCUUUUAUUAUAUUUUGUUGUUAUACUGUAGAUUAAUAUGCAUUUUUUCAAGAUUCUAAUAAGAAAUCACCUUUUUUUAAAUAUAAUUACGUUUUGGGAGUAAUUAUUUAUUUAAGAUGUGUUCACAACUUUUCUGAGGACAUGGAUCGUUUACCUUUGUUGUCUUGCAUGAUGAUGUAAUGAUGAUGUAAUCCGGUGGCAAUACAGCAGGUGAAAAAUGAUCUGAACAUGCGGAUGUGCUCUUUAUUCCUACUAUCAUACAAUUAUGUCCAGUUUGUUUUUUAAUGAGUGUAACAAUGUAAGUCAGGUUUUAUUUUAUGUAGAAAAGAAACAUUUUAACAUGAAAUACAGGGAGAAAAUAUUAAAUUUCUUCUUUUUGUCUGCCUGCUCUACCACCAGAGGGCACCUGCCACCUCUGACUCUACCGUGGGCUUCUGUAUCAGGACAAUUUGUAUAUUAAUCUUACUUACAGCUCAACAACAAAACAUUCGUCACCUCUAUUUUGUUUUUGUUUUUUUACUAAUUAUAACUAUAUUUGUUUAAUAUUUCUAAAGUCAUGGCCAUGUUGUGUGUACUUAUUAAGGUAUAUAGGCUUGUAUCUGCCAAAUAAAUAAUACAUAUUAAAUAUGAA